UGAAGGAACCAAGUCCAAAAAUAAAGUGUGAGAACUUCAGUUCCCCUUGUCGCUCUUUGACAGCAGGCUAAUUGGGAUCAGGUGUUCAAACCUCAACUAUCAGCAACAUGGCAGCAAAAACACCUUUGAGUGCCAGUCUUCGAGAACGGCUGAAGAAAUCACGGCGUCCUUUUAACUUUCCAUUUGUUGUGCCAAAGCGAUUAAAAAUUGACAGCCAGAGUGAAGGUGGUGGAAAUGCAGACCCUGGCACUGAGGUUGGUGGCAGCCAGAUUCCUGAUACUUGUGCUCAGAAUGGUGUUAUCACAGAAACAGAAAGUCUUUGCAAUAAGAUGAUGGAUAAGCAGCCAGAUACAAGUGCAGUGGAUCGGGAGGAAGCUUGUCUGAGAGUCCAGCAUGCAGCUGAACAGAACAUCCAGACUUCUGCUAAGUCCCCUAAUCUAAUCCCUGAAAAGCAGCAACUUCUUGAGGAGAAAGAACGAUUACAGAGAGAAGUGAGAGAGAAAGAGGAACUUCUCCGUCGUUUGAAAAUGGUUCAGAUGUACAGAACAAAGAAUAACCUGGCAGAACUGGGAUCUCUGAUACAGAAAUGGAGGAAGAGCAGCCAGACCUUGUUGUAUGAACUUCAAAUUGCCCUUUGCAGUGAUUCAAAACCAACUUUAACCCAGCUGAUAGACAGUCUGGCAAUUGAGGAUAGACUCCUGCAUUACAGCAGACUUGAGGAAGAUUUCACAGAUGGAUGAGAUGAUCACUCCUAUGCUGAAAAUCAGCAGCCUUAUUCACAAGGCAUUAGCCAGCACUUUGCAGUAAGUUUUUGAGAAGACAUUGUUUUGUUGUAAAGACUUUGCUCUGCCGGAUUACAUGGUGCCUUUAAACUCCUGAAGUUGUUGUUUACUCUGUUUCCUUUACUGAGGAAGGAUACAACACCAUGGGCUUAUCCAUUCCGUCUCCAGCCAUCAUUAAUGCUGCUGUAAUUUGUCAUUAAACAGUGAAGAUGGAGUUUUGCUUGUUCUUUUCUGUCACCUUGUUCUCUGGACUAAUUCUCUUAUCCUGUCAAGGAUGGAACAAUAAACAGCCAAAAACUUCUGCGUGCACUUUGUGAAGAGGAGGAAUAUAGGCAAAAUAAUAGAUUUUUAAUCUAUUCUAAUUCAGAAGCAAAAUACUACAGAUUCUGCAAACCUGAAAUAAGAACAAGUACUGGAAAUAUAUAUUGGGUUGAGAACUGUGUGGAGAGGGAAAUAGAGUUAGUGUUUUGGUGUGGUUUUUAUAAGGGUGGAGUAAACAAGUGGAAUAAUUCAGGUGACACUUCUAUGCCAAUAUUCAUAUACAGUUGCACACUGAGAAAAACAUUUAUUUUUAAUGAAUACAAAUUUUAAAUUAAUCCAGCCAA
Chiloscyllium plagiosum (whitespotted bambooshark) is the source of this 1387-nucleotide messenger RNA. Lineage: Eukaryota; Metazoa; Chordata; Chondrichthyes; Orectolobiformes; Hemiscylliidae. The record is from RefSeq and is a predicted model, not a curated record.